GUGGCGACGGUUUGUUUCCAUGGAGCCGACGCCAAGCUAACCGCUCGGAUUAGUUAGCUUUGAGUUAGCCUCCCCAGCUUCCAGGAUGUCAGGAGGACAAAUUAAUGACACUGUCCAGACUCUGUUUUCGUUUGAACUGUAUGUGGAAAACAUCCGAGUCGAUAAAGAUGCUCAGGUUUCGGACGAGCUGGCUCUCGGGGUGAGGCUGCUGGAUUUCCCGACGCUGCUCAUUUAUCAACCCCAGCAUCACCAUGGCGACGAUGAGCAUCCGGGUGAACGCGCGGAAGAUAAGAGGGGAGAUCACCCAUUUAACAGAGGGAAGUCUUGUUUCUUUCUGAUGAAUCUGAACUCGCUGCACAGCCGUCUGCCUAACACCCCUCUGUAUGCCAUGGUGCUGGACGUGAAGGAGGAGAUUCCCAGGCUAGUUGGCUCCUCCCUGAUAUCACUGGACAAAGUGAUGGACAGAGUCAUGCAGGAUGUUGCCCAGCACGGAGUGUCUGCUCCCUCCUCACACGGAGAAAGGGGGCUCUUUGGUAUGUGCAGCCUCACGGGGGAGAAAACUGGGUCGAUUUCCUUGAGUUAUAAACUGCUAAGUCUGGGGACUAGUUUACUGCCACAUGUUGCAGACAGGAGGGGGCUUAAAAGCAUGAGCGUACACGGAGGACAGCGUGUACAAGCAAGCAUUGAGGAGAAAAACAUAUCUACAGAAUCGCAGCGUCUUGCCCAUUCACCCACACUGGACAAGUCUGAUGGAAACAUCCCAAACACGGCACCAGCGAGUGCAAAAAAUUGUAAGGACAAGCAGGAUGUUGCUGUGUGUGUUGCCACUGAAGACACACCAAGAUCCCAAAGUCCUCACACACUCCAAGAAACUGGAAACUGUUAUGAGAAGGAUUUAAGCCUUUUCUGCCCCCCACAUCUUUACUACAGUAAAUCUGCAAAAAGCAAAAAUGAAGGCUGGGUUUACAAACAUCUCACUCCAGACUCAAAUGCUUUUACAUUUGAGGAUUCAUGCUCUGAGACAUCUGACAAUAAGAUUGAAGCUCUAAGUUCUGUGAUGUUGGACCAGAGAGUGAGAUCUAAGGGAAAAGCAUCAAGAAACCAAGAAACAAGCAUCGUGAGUCCUAAUGUCCUUGGGGAGACUUUGCAACAGUUGCCUCUGCUUAACGCUCUUCUAGUUGAGCUGUCACAGUUAAAUAACCAGAACCCACAGCAACCCAUGUCCAUUCAUCCCAAUCUGGCGUGGAUUUACAGGCCUGGAUCCACAGAGCUGUCAGCUGAGCACAGAGACACACCACGAAAAACAUUGGAGAAAAGCAGACAGGGGACGAGUCCCUGUUUUAAACAUUUACAUCCUCCGAGAAACUGCUCUACUCCAAUAGUUUCACCUUCAUCUGUACAAAAGAAAGACAAUCGAGAAGAGGCUUUGAUUGAGAGGAAAAGCUCCAGUAAAUCUACCAGGAAGAAGCUUGUGUAUGGAACCACCAGAACAUUUAAUCUGAGGUUGAAGCAAGUGUCACAUCAUAAAGUAAAACAUCGGGAAUGCGUGGAAUUAAUGCAGAAUGAAAAACAGACGAGUAUGAGGAAAGGAAAGCCGAAAGCAUUGAAGUCCAGUCAAAGGAAAUCAGUAUUAAGUCAGAGCUUCAGUUUCAAUGAAAAUAUUGAGACGAUGAUGCAAACCAUCUCGGUGGACUCAACCAUACAUCAACAGAAAAAACAGCCCGGGAAAGUUCAUGAUGAGGAAGAUAGAGACCCUCGGAGGGUUUCAGAGGAACCCUCUCUUUCUGAGAGGAGAGACUUGAAGUGUAUUCACAUCCCCAGUGUGGACAGUGACAGUGCCGCCGCCCAAAGCAAAGACAACAGCGAGCGUCACAGUGUUUCAAAUCGAUCAGAGUCUGAACGAGACGAAGAGAAAAUUAAAUCCUCAAAAAGUAGCAGACACAGCAGCACUAAGUCGUCAUUUUCAGACUCCAGCCGGGAAAGAAACAAGGAAGGAGACUACACCGAUAAGGGAAAUGAAGAAGCAGACUACGCCGAUGACUUUAACAGUCUUGAACCCAGUGAUGCCUACUCUCCUGACCCUGUGAGUAGCCCCGAGCCCUCGAGAGCCAAAACCCCUAAGUCUCCUGUCCGCCUCGACUGCUACAACCCUGACUCGGGCUCUGAAUCCGUGCAGAGGAGAGCAGUCCUCCCUGUGGCCCUCAAAGCUCCCAGCUCACCACAGAGGUCUCUGAGGGCCACGCACAUCAUUCGACCGCGAAACCACGCCUCUGCCCUCAGCUUCUCCUCCGAUGAUGGAGACAGAGACGGGUCGGCUUCCCUGCGAACCGUAUGCUCCAGAAAGCAGAUGACAGAGAGCAGCAGAGCGGAAAGGAGCUCCCGUGCGGAGAGUUUCGUAUCAUCAAGAUGUGAAAGGAGCGAGUCGACCAAGAACAGCAGUACACUCCGAGGAAUCUCUGUAGAAUCAACAUCAACCUUUGAACCACAGGAGGCAGAGGAAGUGGAGGAUGAGCUUGGAUCUCUAGAUUUUAGAAAAGAAUAUCGACAUAUCUCUGAGCUGGUGGCCAACAAACUCCCUGGUUACACAAUGUAAAGAAACACAAA
Hippoglossus stenolepis (Pacific halibut) is the source of this 2604-nucleotide messenger RNA. It is a transcript of the gene map10, whose product is annotated as microtubule associated protein 10. Gene Ontology annotation, biological process: positive regulation of cytokinesis; mitotic spindle midzone assembly; cytoplasmic microtubule organization. Gene Ontology annotation, molecular function: microtubule binding. Bases 86 to 2593 code for a protein of 835 amino acids. The record is from RefSeq and is a predicted model, not a curated record. The transcript has a single exon. Gene Ontology annotation, cellular component: mitotic spindle midzone; midbody; cytoplasmic microtubule. Lineage: Eukaryota; Metazoa; Chordata; Actinopteri; Pleuronectiformes; Pleuronectidae.